AGUUUUUGUAACACCUCUUCGAUUCAUAUCCGGAUUCCGAUUUACACCAAACCCUGUCCAUAUAUAUAUAAGCUAUACUAAUAACGAUCACGGAGAUAAACACUCCACAAAUCUGGGCAGCCGCCGCGCCACGAGCACGAGCACGACACGACACGUUAUCCAUCCCGCCGCCGAAGAUCGCCGCACGCCGGAGCGCCGAUCGAUCGGUGGAGAUGGUGCUCGCGCAGCUGGGCGGGAGCAUCUCCCGCGCGCUGGCGCAGAUGAGCAACGCGACGGUGAUCGACGACAAGGCGUUCGCCGACUGCCUCCACGAGAUCGCGCGCGCGCUCCUGCAGUCCGACGUGCAGAUCAGGAUGGUCUCCGACAUGCGCGCCAACAUCCGGAGGGCCGUCAACCUCGACGCCCUCCCCGCCGGCACCAACAAGCGCCGCAUCAUACAGCAGGCCGUCUUCGCGGAGCUCUGCAACAUGCUUGAUCCGGGGAAGCCGUCCUUCACCCCCACCAAGGGGAAGCCCAGUGUGGUCAUGUUCGUCGGCUUGCAAGGUUCUGGGAAAACCACUACCUGUACCAAAUAUGCUCACUAUCAUCAGCUGAAGGGCUUUAAACCUUCAUUGGUUUGUGCUGAUACAUUCAGAGCUGGUGCCUUUGAUCAGUUAAAACAGAAUGCUACAAAGGCCAAGAUUCCUUACUAUGGAAGCUACAUGGAAUCAGACCCAGUGAAAAUUGCUGUUGAGGGUGUGGAGAGGUUCAGGAAGGAGAAGUCUGAUCUCAUCAUUGUUGAUACUAGCGGGCGCCACAAGCAAGAGGCUGCACUCUUCGAAGAAAUGCGUCAAGUUGCAGAAGCAACGAAACCUGACCUUGUGAUAUUCGUGAUGGAUGGUAGCAUUGGUCAGGCAGCGUUUGAUCAGGCGCAAGCAUUUAAACAGAGUGCUUCUGUUGGUGCUGUGAUUGUUACGAAAUUGGAUGGUCAUGCCAAAGGAGGCGGUGCACUUAGCGCGGUUGCAGCUACAAAGAGCCCUGUUGUAUUUAUUGGAACUGGAGAACACAUGCAGGAUUUUGAGGUUUUCGAUGUGAAACCAUUUGUUAGUCGUCUGUUAGGAAUGGGAGACUUGUCUGGCUUAGUGAACAAGAUCAAAGAUGCUAUGCCUGCUGAUCAACAACCUGAGCUUAUGCAGAGACUGAUAGAAGGAACCUUUACUCUCAGAGUAUUCUACGAGCUGUUCCAGAAUCUUCUUAACAUGGGUCCUAUUGGACAGGUUUUAUCUAUGAUACCUGGAUUUAGGUCUGAACUGAUGCCAAAAGGACAUGACAAGGAAAGCCAAGCAAAGAUUAAGCGGUACAUGACUAUUAUGGAUUCUAUGACAAAUGCAGAGCUUGAUAGCACAAACCCAAAGCUGAUGAGUGAAUCACGAAUUAAACGGGUCGCUCGAGGAUCUGGCAGGACCAUGAAAGAUGUGACCGACAUGCUGGAAGAGUACAAGAGAAUCGCCAAGGUGUGUAGCAAGUUGAAGAAGAAGUUGCCCAAGAAUAUGGACAGGAAUGUUAUGAACAACAAGGACACGCUGAACACCAUUAACAAUCUCAUCCCUAAGCAAUUGUUGAAUCAGAUCGGUGGUGUUAAUCCGUUGCAGAGCGUCAUGAAGCAAAUGGGCUUAAAGACAUGAACGAAAUGUUUUGGGAGCAUGUGCUGAUGUUAAUUGAUAUUUGCAAAUAUAUAUGAUGGGCUUGAUGCAAACACUCGGCUAACAUUGAGGGCCUGGUUUUCAGUGGGAUAUCGGCAUUUAAAGUAUUUUUUUUCUUCAUGCUGAAUGGAGGAAGUAGUAAUAUUAAUUUUGCUGAAAUUUAUGUCAAUUCAGUCAAUCAAUAGUUAGCGUACCCUCGUAAGGGGCAUUUAAAGUAUUUUUUUUCCUUCAUGCUGAAUGGAGGAAGUAUUGGGCACAAUGUUUCUCUUAAACUGACAAAGGUCAUCGAUUGGUAUUGAUGCGCAUUUGCGUUCGCGAAA
Messenger RNA from Oryza sativa Japonica Group (Japanese rice), 2002 nucleotides. Its product is annotated as signal recognition particle subunit SRP54 2. Lineage: Eukaryota; Viridiplantae; Streptophyta; Magnoliopsida; Poales; Poaceae. Gene Ontology annotation, biological process: SRP-dependent cotranslational protein targeting to membrane, translocation; SRP-dependent cotranslational protein targeting to membrane. Gene Ontology annotation, molecular function: ATP hydrolysis activity; GTP binding; 7S RNA binding. Gene Ontology annotation, cellular component: signal recognition particle, endoplasmic reticulum targeting; cytosol. The record is from RefSeq and is a predicted model, not a curated record.